Messenger RNA from Poecile atricapillus (Black-capped chickadee), 2854 nucleotides. It is a transcript of the gene CCNJ, whose product is annotated as cyclin J. Gene Ontology annotation, cellular component: nucleus; cytoplasm; cyclin-dependent protein kinase holoenzyme complex. The transcript is spliced from 5 exons. The record is from RefSeq and is a predicted model, not a curated record. Gene Ontology annotation, biological process: regulation of cyclin-dependent protein serine/threonine kinase activity; mitotic cell cycle phase transition. NCBI's taxonomy places the organism in Eukaryota, Metazoa, Chordata, Aves, Passeriformes, Paridae. Gene Ontology annotation, molecular function: cyclin-dependent protein serine/threonine kinase regulator activity. The coding region runs from base 339 to 1490 and encodes 383 amino acids.
CAAUGGGCGCGGCGCGCGGCGCCGCGUGAUGGCGGCGGAGCCCUGGGGCCGCCGCUCCGCGCUCGGGUGUCCCGGGCCGCGCCCCGCCGCCGCCACCACCACCUCCGCGACCCCCUCGCCCGGCCGUGCCCCGCGGCGGGAGGGGGCGGCUUAACGAGCCGCACUUGUGCCCCGCAUGGCGGCCAGCUGGGCCGGGGGGCUGGGGGCGCCCCGCGGCAGCUGAUCGCGGUUAACCGGGGGCGAGCCAGAAAGGGGCGAGGGUGGCGCUGCCUGUCCCGCCCUCAGCGAGUGCCGCUUCCUCCCCGGUGCCCGGGCCCGGGCGCCGCGUCGAGCCGCCGAUGGAGCUGGAGGCACAGUGGUGGACAGGACAGCUGGCGGCCGAUAUCCACCAAGCGCUUCGAUACAAGGAGCUGAAGCUGCCCUCUUACAAAGGCCAGUCUCCCCAGUUACACUUGAGAAGAUACUUUGCAGACCUGAUUGCCAUUGUGAGCAACAGGUUCAGACUCUGUCCUGCUGCACGACAUCUGGCUGUGUAUCUCUUGGACCUCUUCAUGGACCGCUAUGACAUAUCCACACAGCAACUGCAUGUGGUUGCUCUUUCCUGUUUACUUCUAGCAAGUAAAUUUGAAGAAAAGGAAGACAGUGUUCCCAAACUUGAACAGUUGAACAGCUUGGGUUGUAUGACUAACAUGAAUUUGGUACUAACAAAACAGAAUUUGCUUCAUAUGGAGUUGUUGUUGCUAGAAACAUUUCAGUGGAAUUUGUGCCUCCCAACUGCUGCUCAUUUCAUCGACUAUUAUCUUUCUAUUGCUGUCCAUGAGACUGAUCUUCAUGAUGGCUGGCCAAUGGUUUGCUUAGAGAAGACUAAGUUAUAUAUGGCAAAAUAUGCAGAUUACUUUCUGGAAGUAUCAUUGCAAGAUCAUGAAUUCUUAAAUUAUGCCCCUUCUUUAGUUGCUACUGCAUGUGUAGCUUCUUCAAGGAUUAUCUUGCGUCUCUCACCCACGUGGCCUACACGGUUGCAUCACCUGACUGCCUACUCCUGGGACUUCCUGGUGCCAUGUAUUGAGCGACUCUUAAUUGCGCAUGAUAACGAUGUGAAGGAAGCAAACAAGCAGAAAGGACAACAGACUCAGUCAGCCCAACACGCUGUGUUUCAGCCCCCAGCUCCAAGUGCCCAGCAGGCCAAUGCUCAGCAGCACGUACCACAGUAUCUGCAGGCUCAUCAGUCUUCCUUACAGUACCACCACCCAGCAUCACAGCAGCAAAGCUGCCAGCAGAUCUUAUCAUCCACUCACACAGCCUCUUACCCACUCCAGACUUGCCCUGCUGCCUUACAGACCAGUGCUCAGGCUCGAGGCCACGUCCAGACCGGCGCUGCCAUGUCGCUGGCUGUGCCACUGGAAGUGAAGCCAUGUAUAAGUGUCUCCUACAACCGGACGUAUCAAGUGAAUGGACGAUAUUCCUGUAUUACUCCCUGCUUUGAGAGGUGAUAAGUACAAAAUGGUUUUGUGCUUGUUUGUUUGGGAUAGAGAGUUGUGUGGAACAUUGUUUCAUUUUUUUGUUAAACGUCAAAAAAGUUUGAGGGCAAAAGAUUGAAUAAAAAAAGGUGUCUUCCCAGAAAAAAACCAAACAACUGGAUUGGCAACUGGUACCACAGCUCAAAUAACAGCCUGCAGAAAGUUAGCACACAGACAGACCAUCCUCUGAAAAAGAAUCUGUAUGCUUGGGGAUAAUAUGUUCUUACUCUGACACCCAGAAUAUUCUGCUUCGAAUGUGUGGCUAUGAAAUACUACUCGAAAGAAAAACAGCUGUGGACUAACUACAGACUUACCUUAUAAUGAAGGAGAUAUGCAGUAUUAUUUUGAAGGCAUUUGUGUCGUCCCACCGUACAGUAUUAACACUUCCUUUAUACUUACUGAAACGUAGGAAUCUGUUGAAUGCCAGACUUCUACAGGUACAUGGAGAUCACAGGAAGAAACAAAUCUCAUGUGGCUAACUCCAUAUUCUUGCCCCUUUUUCACCAUUUGUGUUGGUUAUUUGCUUUAGGCUAACGCACAUGAAUUAACUGGUAUUUUGGCUAGUUUUUUAAGUUUUGUACCUUACAGGAUAGACAAUGUAUUUUUGCCUCUUUUAUCCUCCCUAUCUUUUUUGUGUUUAAAGUAACUCUUUCAUACUAACUCAGGGACUUUUCUACUCAAUACUCUGUGCUGCUGGUUUGUACACUAAUUGGGUAUAACUCGGGGAAGGAAGGCAGAGAGGGAAGAGACUAUAGCAAGUGGAGUGGCUUUUCUUCAGGGCAUCUAUGCAGAGUACCAAAGGGAUAUGCUAGUGUUCACAGAAUGUAGAUGUGAACUACUGCCCAGCAGUGUGAUAAUUGAAGGAAAGUUUCAGCUGAACUUAUACUGUACCAGAACUACUGCAGUGGCUUUGAUUCCUCUGUGUACACACACACAAACACAAGAAUAUUAUUAACCAACAGAAAGCAUCCUCCAGUUGUACUGACAGUAUCAUCCUUGCAGAAAAACUACAGUUAAAUGCUGACAGAAAUCCAGUUCUGUCAGGUUUAUAGUGGAGGGAAAUUCUCAGGUAAUAAAGGGGCAACUUUUUCUUCUACUAUUUGGGAGUUCCAGAAGAAGAUAGAGAGAUUUGCUCUUCCAAAUGGGUGGAUCAAAAAUAUUUUACAAAGAACUGCUUCAUCACAAGUAAGGUGCUAAUUAUAUAACUUUAUAGAAUUACACUGUCUCCUGUGGAGUGGGUAGUCUGAGGGUAGAAAGCUUCACUCAUCCACCUCUUGGAUGAAAAUUAUGGUAGAGAUAUUAAUGGAGAUUGCUUUUUGGGGUUCUUCGUGUGUUUG